ACUUUCAGUUUACCCUCCGAGUCAUGCUCUGCUCCUGUCUCCUCGCUCUCUUGCUUUUGGAGGUCUCGGCUCCUUAUAAAUAAAAUCCACCGUCCCCGGUUCUUCUUCCUUAUUGGUCAGGUGGAAUCGUUACCUCACUCCGGGGCCGGUGACGCAGCGUCUUCACGUAUCCUUCACGUGCGUCUCUUCUUGUUUCUUGUUGAGAGUCUUGCCGUCGGCCAGAGGGAGAAAACGGGAUUCGCGUCGAGCCGAGAGUGCGGAACGGACCGGGUGCGCUCGAUACUAAACACUUCCCAUCCCGGGAGAAGAGCGGCGCACAAGAGCAGUCUCUCUCUCUCUCUCUCUCUCUCCCCCUCUCAUUUUCUGUCUCGCUCACUCACUCUCUCUCACACACUUUCUCUACGAGUCUCUCCGUCCGUCUUUCUCGCUACCUCCUACACACACACACACACAAACACACAGGCUCACGCACGCGCGCACGCUCUGCAUACGUCUCCACUUGGCCAUAGUAGAUUGAGCAUUGAUCUCAGCGACGAGUGCGGAUCUGUCUCCUGUGUUUGCCCUUUCUUCGACGGACCGACUUGGAGAAACGCUCGAGAGAGAAGUAAGUGACUCUUCUCAUCUGGCGUGUCUGUGAGGACCCCUGGUCAUGUCCACUUAGCUCCCCUGCGUGAUGCCUGAUCAUGACAGCGCCACCCUCCUAACCAGACAGACCAAGCGCAGACGUGUCGACAUCGGGGUGAAAAGGACCGUGGCCAGUGCGUUAUUCGGCCGCGCCAGGGAGACCCUGCUCGAAAGCAUGAACCAAUCCCACGGCUCCGAUCAGGACGGAGAAUGCUCGUUGGUCGGCCACGGCCACGGCCACGGCCACGGCGGCGCCAACGGUGACGGAGAGAAGUCCAACGUUUUGAGGAAAUUGCUGAAGAGGGCCAACUCGUACGAAGACGCCAUGAUGCCUUUCCCUGGUGCUACCAUCAUCUCGCAGCUGUUGAAGAAUAACAUGGGGAAGAAUGGGGGGAGUGACUCAGGCUUCCAGGGGAGUGGAGCUCUGUCCAGUGGAGGCUCAGAGAUCCACGGCGAGGACGUGUGCAGCAACUCCUCCCGCGACAGCCCGUCCGACUGCCUCUCUCCUGGGCCUCCUCUUCCUCCUCCACCCUCUUCCUCAUCCUUUGGGCGACCGGUGCCUCCUUCGAGCCUCAACUCCCACGCUCCCUCUCAGCCCCUCUCCCUCUCCACCUUCGACUUGGACAGGCUGUCGGACGAGCACCUCCGCGCCAAGCGCGCCCGCGUGGAAAACAUCAUCCGCGGCAUGAGUCACUCGCCGCUGGUCCGGCCCAACGGAGACCACGGCCAAGAAAGCAACCGCGAGAACGAGAAUUGCAGCAACAACAGCAACAGUAGUAACGACCAGCGAAGAGACGGCAACAGUCACAACAACGGCGGCCACAACCACAGCCGGAGCGACGGACCUUCUUCCCUCCUGAGCUCUCCGGGCUCGCGGGGCGGCGUGGUCGGCGUCGGCGAAGUUUAUAGGGAGAAUAAACGAAAGCAGCGUCUGCCGCAGCAGCAACACAGCUUCACACAGCUGGUGUGUUCCCGGCAGGAGCAGAGACAGGAAGAGAGACGGCAGCUGAAACUGCAACUGGAGGACAUGCAGAAACAGCUGCGUCAACUCCAGGAGAAGUUCUACCAGAUUUACGACUCCGAGACGGAGGAAGAGGACGACAACGGUGAGAGCAGAGAGGCGGACCGAGGUGGAGAAAGAGAGGAGGACGGGAACUUGUCAGAGGACAGUAUCCGCUCCGAUGGCCUGGAGGACAGGUACAGAGACAGAGGGCGGCGUAGCAACGACGACCUGUCUGAACUGGACCCGGGCCUGUUUCUGGACCGGGCCCGAGCCCUGCUCCGAGAACAGGCCAUGAUAGACGGGGAAAUGGAGGAGGACGUGGACGGCAGGGAGGAUGAGGAGAGGAAUGUAGAAAGGGUAAUUAAGAGAAGAGGAAGAUCGGCAGGUGGAGGAAGGCAGUUAGCCGAGACGCUGAAGCAGGAACUGAACUGUGCCGUGUCGCAGGUCGUCGACACCGUCGUCAAGGGCUUCUCCUCGCCCAAGCAGGCCGGCGGUCACCACCACGGCUGCCACAGCAGCACACCAGCUGCACCCUCCUCUUCUUCCAACUCGUCCUCUUCCUGUCCUCCACCUUUUGCGCCCCUCCCCUCUCUCGCCCCGGACACACGCUUUGGCGGCGGCGCCCUGGCCCUCGGUAUGAACGGCGACCGCAGUCCCACCCAUAACUACCACUCCUCCAACCAGAGGGUGCAUUGCUUCGCCGAUGUCCUCGUCCCGAGCCCGCUGGAUUCCUUCGGCGGUUUGAGUGGCCGACUGGGCGGUUUGCCGACGUCCAACGACCAAACGGAGGCGCUGCCGCUGGUGGUGCGCAAGAGCGGCGGAGGAGGAGGUGGAGGAGAGAACGCUAACCCCUCUCUUCCUCCUCCUCCUCCACACCAUCCCUCCCUCCACCCGUCGCCCCUCACAGCUUCGCUCGGGUUUAGCCCUCCAUCCUUUCGUCACCCAUUCCCCCUUCCCCUUAUGGGGUACCCCUUUCAGAGCUCCCUUUCCCACGGGGGUGGAGCUGGCUACCCUCCAGGCCCCAAGGACCUACACCGGUCCUCCCCCGAUUCUAUGGACAUGACCCGGGAAACGGUCAGCCUCAGAACCAAAAUGGCGUCCCUAGGAGGAGGCCAUCUCAGUCAUCACCAUCACCACCACCACCACCACAGGCAGAGCUCACCGGGCCAGCAUGGGCCAGAGGGUCUGUCCCUGUCCCUCAUAAAGUCCGAGUGUGGAGACCUGCAAGACAUGGCCGACAUAUCGCCUUACUCAGGCAGCACCAUUCAGGAGGGCUUGUCUCCCAACCACCUGAAGAAGGCCAAGCUGAUGUUCUUCUACACCCGCUACCCUUCCUCCAACAUGCUCAAAAUAUUCUUCUCAGACGUCAAGUUCAAUCGCUGCAUCACCUCCCAGCUGAUCAAGUGGUUCAGCAACUUCAGAGAGUUCUACUACAUCCAGAUGGAAAAGUUCGCCCGGCAGUCCAUCAACGAGGGCGUGACCGCGUCAGAGGAGCUGGUGGUGGGCCGCGAUGCCGAGCUCUUCAGGGCGCUCAACAUGCACUACAACAAGGCCAACGACUUCGAGGUUCCCGAGCGGUUUCUGGAGGUGUCCCAGGUGACUCUGCGCGAGUUCUUCAAUGCCAUCGUGGCUGGGAAGGAUGCAGACCCAUCCUGGAAGAAGGCCAUCUACAAGGUGAUCUGCAAACUAGACAGCGAGGUCCCGGAUGUCUUCAAAUCCCCCAACUGUCUACAAGAACUCCUCCACGACUGACUAGGGCGAGGAAGGACACGCAGCGAGCAAGACAAACCUCCAAGGACCGUGAGAAGACUGUAGGAAAGUUAAGGUUGAGGUCUUCGGUAAAAAGGCAUUUGAUGUUCAUGACGCGAUGCGGAGACUUGGUUUUGCUCGGAGGCUUCCGGAGAGGUUUUUGGGGGGUAUUUCAAAUACAAUCCUGCUCUCAAAAUGUUUUAUACAGAAAAAGAAAUAGUCCUCUUGAACGAGGCAGAGGGCUCAAGAGUCAGAUAUUGUGUUGAGACUUUUACCAAUUUAAAGCAAAACAGUAGAAAUCCUUGCACUUAAAAAAAAAGAAGAAAAAAAAGCUCCUCCUUUCCAAAAAAACCCGUCUUCACUUUCUCCUCCACCUCGUCCGAGCUCGCUCUCCGUCCUUCUCUGGAGGACAUGAUGAAGACGACGGAUGAAUCUUCAGCCCGUGACUCGGGACGGGGAACAAACUAAAUGUAAAGAUGAUAAUAUAUAAAGAAUUUUUAUUGUGGAGGUUUUUAAGUUACAUGCACAUUUUUGGGG
Molecule: messenger RNA, 3913 nt
Organism: Etheostoma cragini (Arkansas darter)
Lineage: Eukaryota; Metazoa; Chordata; Actinopteri; Perciformes; Percidae
Product: prospero homeobox protein 1-like
Exons: 7
Coding region: 674-3379 (901 amino acids)
Biological process (GO): regulation of transcription by RNA polymerase II
Cellular component (GO): nucleus
Molecular function (GO): RNA polymerase II cis-regulatory region sequence-specific DNA binding; DNA-binding transcription factor activity, RNA polymerase II-specific
Source: RefSeq, a predicted model, not a curated record